Hevea brasiliensis (rubber tree) is the source of this 1455-nucleotide messenger RNA. RefSeq lists its product as uncharacterized. Bases 4 to 1188 code for a protein of 394 amino acids. Gene Ontology annotation, cellular component: nucleoplasm. Gene Ontology annotation, molecular function: mRNA binding; N6-methyladenosine-containing RNA reader activity. The record is from RefSeq and is a predicted model, not a curated record. The transcript has 8 exons. NCBI's taxonomy places the organism in Eukaryota, Viridiplantae, Streptophyta, Magnoliopsida, Malpighiales, Euphorbiaceae. Gene Ontology annotation, biological process: regulation of mRNA splicing, via spliceosome; mRNA splicing, via spliceosome.
GAUAUGUCUUCUGAUACUGCAAAAGAAAAUGCAUCCGUAGUUGACUCCUCAGUAACUGAAUGGAAACAUGACAUGGGUAAUUUUGAUGAUCCAGAGAGCCCAAUCUACGAAGGUGAUGAGGAUAGUUAUCCUAAUAGGGCUGAAAAAGCAGGUUGUGAUCAAGUGGGAAAUUCAUCGUUAAACAAAAGGGGUAGAUUGUAUAAUACAAGAUAUUUCAUCAUUAAGAGCUUGAACCAUCAUAAUAUUCAACUAUCAGUUGAGAAAGGAAUAUGGGCUACUCAAGUCAUGAAUGAACCAAUUUUGGAAGAGGCCUUUCAUAAUUCUGGUAAAGUCAUUCUAAUAUUUAGUGUCAACAUGAGUGGUUUCUUCCAAGGUUAUGCCCAAAUGAUGUCUUCUGUUGGAUGGAGGCGUGACAACAUCUGGAGCCAAGGAUGUGGUAAAGGUAAUCCUUGGGGCCGCAGCUUUAAGGUUAAAUGGCUGCAGUUAAAUGACUUGCCUUUCCAAAAGACACUUCAUCUCAAGAAUCCACUGAAUGACUACAAACCUGUUAAAAUUAGUAGAGACUGCCAGGAAUUACCGGAAGAUGUAGGAGAAGCUCUUUGUGAGCUAAUUGAUGGGGAGAGUGAUAGUGAUGGCAUGCUGAAAAGGGAUGACCUUUCUCUCAAAAGGCCUUUUAUAGUGCCUUCAUGUUCACUAGGAGAUGAAGGAUAUAAUAUCCAUUCACUACACAUGCCAUGGGUUAGGACUUCCAUGCCUUAUACUUCAUGUCUCUACCAACAUGGUGCUGAAGCAAGUAGAUUUCAUUUGGCUCAUCAGGGACCUAGUGGUGUUAAUUUGCCUCUUGCAUCUAGUGCGUCAAAAAUGUCAAGGAUGAAACAAUCUCAACUGAAUGGAAGUCUUGCAAAUUUGCAAGUACAGUGUGAUGUGCGUUCUCGAAAUGAUGCUUGGGCUUUGUCAGCAGAAAGUCCUCUGGCUAGUACUCUGACUGAGGAUGAUUUUCUUGAAAUGACAUAUGAAGAGUACCUGGAAGUGCAUAGCAGAAGUGUCAAACAAUUGAAUCUCCCUGUAGUUGGAUCAUCUCGGGCAACACUGGAGCCAUCAAGAAGACAUGAUGAUGAUUCAAACUCAAGCUUUGUAACUGAAAAGUGUCCCUCACGGAAGAGGACACAUCAUUCAUCCGAUAAAUGAUCAAAUACCUCACACAAGCAGCUAGUGUUGGCCCUUUUGCUGAUGAUAAUACGAUUUUCUGGUGGAGUUUUUCAAAUUUGCCAUUCAAGGCAACCGCUCGACUGUUCUAAUCCCAGAAACUGGGAUCCAUUAUAUUGUUGUGUUGUACACUUUCAUGUACCGGCAAUUGAUGAUUCGAUUGCAUAGUAGGUUUUACUAGGGUAUGUUACCAAUCUGUACAGAAAUUAAAUUUGCAACAUGCCCCCUUUUGUCAUUUUUCUUUAUCCA